UUGAAAAUUUUGUAAGUGCGAACUAUUUUUAUUUUUUAAAGUAUUUACAUUUGAUUGAUUUAAAUAAAAUAAAAUAUUUUACAAUAAUUACAAUUUAAUCCUAAUGUUUUAACGCAAUUGCUUCUAAGUUUUUCAACAAUUGAAAAUAAAAUACUAUGGAUGAAUCUAAUAAUAAUGGGGAAGAAGGAAAUAUAUUGGAUGUUAAUCAAGAAGAAAAUAAUUCAAACGAAGAAAGUUCUUCCAAUCAUUCAGCGGGGGAUCCUGGAGGAUCGGUUGAAGAUUUGUUAAGAUUUCCACAUAGAUUACUUUUGGAUUUGGAUGAGGAAGAGCCGUUAACAGCACGCAGAAUAGGUGAAAAUAUAUUUCAAGAGAUUCGAAGACCAAUACGUUUAACAAGACAGUUUCGUAUACGCCAUCAUUCACAACCUCUUAGUGAUGAUGAAGAUGAACUGCCAGAUCCUGAUCCAGAAAGUGCAGAAAAUUUUGAUACAGAUUUACCGGCAGAACAUUCAUAUUUAGGGAGUAAUUUGUCAAGAGUGUCAGGAGUUAAUUAUCUGGAAGCGGGAAAAUUAUAUAGAAUGUUGUUAUUUAAUCACAAAACAUUAUUAUUUCCGGGUGAAACUUUACCUAUGAUUAUACCAAAUUAUAUGUUUGAUCCAGGUUUAGAUCAAGAUGGCGAUGGAAUACAAUUUGGUUUAAUGUUUCCAUCAACUGGAAGUGAUAAUCAAUUGUUUGGGGUUACGUGCCAAAUAUUUGAAAAAGGGACUGAUCAAAUGGGGCAAAUUAUUUUAAAAUCGAAAGCACAUCAUAGAUUUGUUCUUCAAAGAAAAGAUAAUCCUAAUUUUGAUGAAAUUCCACCGGAAUCAAAAACAUAUGCGUUUAUUCGUAUAUUGCCCGAAAUUUACCUGCCAGAUCCUUUAAAUUGUAUCCAAUUGGGAAGUUUAAAUAGAUUUCGUGGUAUAACUUCAAUGGAAAAAACCUUAAAAAAAUAUCAAGCAGCAACAACUUGUUUCCCAAGUUUUGUUUACGAACCGUACAAUAUGAGUACAAUAAUAGAAAAAGCUAAAAUUUGUUUGGAAUCUUACAAAAUGAAUUCAAUGCCGACAGAUCCUGUUUUACUUUCUUUUUGGCUUGGAAGAAACUUAUUACAUAAUAGUAAAGAACGCUAUAAACUAUUUUUAACAAAUUGUGUUAAUACACGUCUUCAAAUUAUCGAUAAAUCUUUAGAUAAUGAAAUAUUUUUCUGUUGUACUAGAUGCGAAUCAAAAAUCGCUAAUUGUAACUCUCUUUUUGCUAUGUCAAAACAUGGUGUACAAACAAAUUAUAUAAAUCCUGCUGGAUGUAUUCACGAGACGAAUACAGUUUACAAUUUAAUUAAAGACUCGACAUACCCGACAGGCUUACCAAGUGAAGAGUUUAGUUGGUUUCCUGCUUACUCAUGGCAAAUUAUACUGUGCCGACGUUGUGAUAUGCAUUUAGGAUGGAAGUUUGCUUCAACAAAGCCUACAUUGAUACCAAAAAUGUUUUAUGGUUUAUCGGGAACAAGUUUAAAAGUUCUUUUAAAAAAUGAAGCUGACAAAGAAUUGUAUCGCUCAUAAUUUAAAUAAAAUAAUUAAUAUUUAAAGUGUUUUAUAUCUUAUAAAAAUUGUCUAAUAUAUGGUUUAAUUACAUAUUUAUGUAA
Messenger RNA from Condylostylus longicornis, 1681 nucleotides. It is a transcript of the gene ohgt, whose product is annotated as protein cereblon. Bases 156 to 1598 code for a protein of 480 amino acids. Lineage: Eukaryota; Metazoa; Arthropoda; Insecta; Diptera; Dolichopodidae. The record is from RefSeq and is a predicted model, not a curated record. The transcript has 8 exons.